AGUGCACGCAGAUGUUCCGGCUAGAAGCAGAUUGAAGGUUUGCUGUGAGGUGGACAGGGUCAAUCAAACAGUCAUCAUGAAUUCACGAAAGCCACGUUAUUUCCCACGCUGGUCAACUUUAAUCGAUCAAGGUCCUCCAAAACGAUUCCUUUUACAAACAGAGAGGAAAAUACUUGAUGAUAAUGGGAAAGUCAGAAAAUGGUGUUAUGGAACAAAAGACACCAGUAAACAAAACAAAAUCCUUCUGCUGGUGGGAGAGACCGGUGCUGGAAAGACAACACUCAUCAACUCUUUCAUCAACUACCUAAUGGGAGUGAAGUUUGAGGAUGAAAUAUGGAAUGAAAUCACAGAAGAAGCAGUCAGAGAUCAGUCAGAAUCCCAAACCUCUGAAAUCACCAUGUACGAGGUCUUUCCUGUAGAGAGUGCAAUUUCUGUCACCAUCAUUGAUACUCCAGGUUACGGAGACACUAGAGGACUGGAGAAAGAUCUGGAAGUUGCUGAAAAUUUAUCUGCUCUGUUUCAGAGCAAUGAUGGAGUUCGAGAAAUUGAUGCUGUGUGUUUUGUGAUUCAAGCAUCAAAGAAUCGUCUCUCAGACAGACAACACUACAUUAUCAGCUCAAUUCUGUCUCUGUUUGGGAAAGACAUUGUGAACAACAUUGUGUUUUUAAUCACACACUCUGAUGGUCUUCCUCCUAAAAAUGUCCUCGGUGCCAUUAAUAAAGCUAAAAUCCCCUGCAGACGAGACAGAGAAGGCCAACCUGUUCAUUUCAUAUUCAACAAUAAUCAAGCUGAUGCUCGUCAAACUAAAGAACGUUACAUUCGUGCUCAAAGAGACGCCUGGGAAGACAGUAUGAAUGGUAUAAAACGCUUUCUUCGGUCUCUGGAUGAAAAGAACAGAAAAAGUUUAGAGUUGACUUCAUAUGUCUUGAUUGAGCGCAUUCAGUUUGAAGCAUUUAUCUGCAACUUGCAGCUGAGAAUUCAGGAGAAAGAGCUGAAGAAGGCUGAGAAACUUCAGAUUCAGGAGGCAAUGAAACAGAACAAGGAAAAGAUUGAACAGUGUAAAAACUUCUCCAUUAAAGUCCGAAAGACAGCCAAAAAGAAGGUUCCCAUUGAGCAUGCAUCAUGGAAAAACAGAAAGGCGACAACCUGCACGGUCUGUGAGGAGAACUGCCAUGAGUUUGACUGCUGGUGGGUUUCUGGUCCCAAGAAAUGUGAAGUCAUGAAAGAUGACUACUGCACUGUGUGCACAGGGAAGUGCCACUACACUAAACACGUCAAAGAAAACAAGAAAUAUGUUAUUACCACUUCAAACUAUGUCUUAGAGUUUGAUGAAUUUACAAAGGAAUAUAAAAAAGCCCAAGACCAGACAAAGAGGUUUUCAAUUAUAAUGGAAGAUCUUGACAAAGAGCUGAAAGAGAUUGAAGACCAAAAAUUAAUAUUACUGUUCAAUGCUUACAAGACCCUCAAGCAUCUGUCUCAGAUCGCUCUAAAACCAGACUCUGCCUUCACCCUCCAGCAUCUGGACUUCUUCAUCCCCAGAGUGAGGGAGGCUGGGAAAGAAGACUGGGUUCGGGAACUGGAGGAGAUGCGGAGAAUGGCAGUAGCUGAAGAAGCCAAUAAAGACGCUCUGAGUUACCUGAAAGCUGGACUCACAAAACUCUUCAUCAAUGGGAAUUGAA
Molecule: messenger RNA, 1679 nt
Organism: Danio rerio (zebrafish)
Lineage: Eukaryota; Metazoa; Chordata; Actinopteri; Cypriniformes; Danionidae
Source: RefSeq, a predicted model, not a curated record